This is a messenger RNA of Eurypyga helias (sunbittern), 1554 nucleotides long. RefSeq names its product fatty-acid amide hydrolase 1-like. The record is from RefSeq and is a predicted model, not a curated record. Gene Ontology annotation, biological process: fatty acid catabolic process. NCBI's taxonomy places the organism in Eukaryota, Metazoa, Chordata, Aves, Eurypygiformes, Eurypygidae. Gene Ontology annotation, molecular function: fatty acid amide hydrolase activity; amidase activity. The annotation marks the transcript as partial. The transcript has 14 exons.
CAUCCUUCUGUCAACCUGGUCUCCAUCCUCACUCUGCCUUUGCCGGAGCUUUCCAAGAAACUGCGGGAUGGCUCCCUCCCUCCGGAGCACGUCUUCUACGCCUAUGUGGGCAAGGCCCUCCAAAUCGCCAUAGAAACCAACUGUAUCACAGAGUAUCUGCAGGAAAGCGAGACCCAGCUCCGGAAAGCGAAGCUGACAGGGAAGCCGGGUUUGCUGUACGGGGUGCCUGUCAGCAUCAAAGACUCCAUCAACUGCCAGGGCCAUGAUUCCACAUUAGGGUUUGUGAAGAACCUCAAUAAACCCGCAGCAGAGGACAGCGUGGUGGUGCAGGUCCUCAGGAAACAGGGUGCAAUUCCGUUUGUCAAAACCAAUGUUCCCCAGUCCCUCAUCAGCUAUGACUGCAAGAACUUAAUCUUUGGUCAGACAUUCAACCCUCUGCUCUACACCAGAAGCCCCGGAGGCUCCUCUGGUGGAGAAGGGGCACUUGUAGGAGGAGGUGGGUCCAUCCUGGGCUUUGGGACAGAUGUAGGAGGGAGCCUGCGUUUCCCCGCUGCCUUCUGUGGGGUCUGCUCGCUCAAACCCACCGGGAACAGACUCAGUAAAAAAGGAAUCCUUUCUGGUGUCACUGGGCAGAAGGCAGUGGUCGCAGCCGUGGGGCCGAUGGCAAAAGAUGUGGAGAGCCUGGCGCUGUGCAUGCGGGCGCUCCUGUGCGAGGACAUGUUCAGCCUGGACAGCACAGUGCCCCCCCUUCCCUUCAACGAAGAGGUGUAUUCCAGCACACAGCCCCUCCGUAUAGGCUACUAUGAGACUGAUUUCUUCACCAUGCCAAGCCCUGCCAUGAGACGUGCUGUUCGGGAGACAAAGCAGCUGCUGGAGGAUGCUGGCCACACGCUGGUGCCCUUCGAACUCAUGAACGUGGACUAUAUGUUCUUUAACUUCUGUGUCAGGGGGAUGUUUGCAGAUGGGGGUGCCUCCUUUAUCAAGAAAUUCAAAGGGGAGCUGGAGGCAAGCAGCAUGGGGCUGUUCUUCUGGUUGGCGAAGUCACCAAACUGGCUAAAAACUGCCCUCUCCUGGAUUGUCAAACCCUUCAUGCCUCGACUUUCAAAUAUCAUGAAAGCUAUGAGAUCCAACACAGUGGAUGAAGUCUGGAGUCUUCAUCAUGAAAUGGAGGAGUUUUGCUACCAGUUCAUCUCCCAGUGGAAAAAGCUGAAUCUGGACGUUAUGCUUUGUCCCAUGCUGAGCCCGGCUUUCGGCAUCGGCUACCCCAAGAAGCUCUCAGUGGCAGUCAGCUACACCAUGCUCUACAAUGCCUUGGACUUCCCCGCCGGCGUGGUCCCUGUCACGAUGGUGACAGACGAGGAUGAGGAGGAGCUGAAGGGCUACCAGGGGUACUUUCGGGACUGGUGGGACCGGACCCUGGCAAAGGCUUUCCGUGGCAGCGUGGGGCUGCCGGUGGCCGUGCAGUGCGUGGCCUUGCCAUGGCAGGAGGAGCUGUGCCUCCGGUUCAUGAAGGAGGUGGAGACGCUCGUCUUGCAGAAAAACAGGAUCUUCUGA